AUGCAAGGAAUUGUCUUGCGUGACAACGAGACUUUGUUAGAUGAUAUUGACUCUUCUUGGCGACCAGCGAGUUCGGAACUCCACCCCGCUGGUGACUUUGUGGGAUUGGUCGAGCGGUGUGCGGAACUGGAUCCCACCUCAACCCUCGUAGUUAUGCGGCUGAAUGGGUGGCCGGUGCACGACGCGGAGCAAUUGAAGAAGAUAAGACGGUCCCACUGGCCAGCAAAAUUUGACGAUUCCUUGACUGCGUCCCACGCACCCUUGGUGGUAGAACAAGCAGCUUACAUUCCUGGAGCUUCGCCCAUUUCCGAAGGACCACCAGAUAUGCUGCUCGAGAAGGAACUGGGCAUCUCUGUGGAGCAUCAGGUGACAACAUAUCUGAUUCCAGUUGUUCAGCUUACAGUCGAACGUGCUAGGCUGCGAUGCGUGCAGAUAUGCGUAAUGUCAAUGACUAAACAGAGCUCCGACGCAACUGCUGAGAUAAACAAGGCUGACGUUGCAAAUCCUGACGGUCUGACCUCGUCAUCCGUGUUGCUCGGCGCUAGGACUCUUCUUCCUCCCUCACGAAAUAUCCAUAACCGCGCAGAAACAGUUGCACCUGAAGACAGCGUGGGCUCGCGUUGUCUCGCGCACGAACACGGACGCGCCUCCAACAGGAAGGAAGGCAUUCAUAUGAGGACAACCGAAGGUUUAGAGUGUCACGAGUUCGUUCGAGAUCACACGAAGGCACCAGCCCCUUCGGUCGUGGCGUCCCCUCUCAGCUGUCAGUGCAGACACCCGGCCACGUUUACUGUCGUGGGAAAGAAGCCUAACCCUAUAAAACAUGGAGACAAGGUAGGUGACGUAGGGAGGGGCCCGUGCAACUGUAGUAGCAUCGAAAACACCUCUGCUGAGAGUGAGAGCAAAUGCGACCAUCUUUCUACGCCAUCGCAGGAAAAGCCUAACGCAUGUUCGAAGAAACGAGACCGCAGUCAGGCCCAAAGGCAGCGACAAAGAAUGGACGCUAAUCGUCCAGUGGCAUAUAGUAUAGAGCAACAUGGCGCUGCGGAAGGGCGGCCUUUUCUGUCAACCCGCCAGAAGAUGGAGGAUUUGGUAACUGCGACUGGUACCGGAGAAGAAACUCUGACCGAUGACGCCAUGGUUUUUCUGUUCCAUGCGCUUGGAGAGAGACGUAUACGGAAGCUCUACAUGAAGCUGAAAUGGGAUGAGGUGUUGGAAGGAGGAUGGUAAAUGAGUAGGGACGCUGCGUGCGUUGAUGAAUAAGAGAGAAAUGGACGAAUCACUGUCGGCGAUGAAAGUACUUCCCCUGCUGGGGGUGACGGUGUGUGACCAACGUGAAUGAUGUGCAGCUAUCAGAGAGCCAUGACCUCCCUUUUAGCAAGUCGCUUUAAAUUCUGUAUCUUCUACAAUUCUGCGGACUUUGGGGCGUGGCACCCGAGCUCAUGUACACAGGCAGUGCCAGUAGCAAAC
Molecule: messenger RNA, 1470 nt
Organism: Toxoplasma gondii ME49
Lineage: Eukaryota; Apicomplexa; Conoidasida; Eucoccidiorida; Sarcocystidae
Exons: 4
Coding region: 1-1230 (409 amino acids)
Source: RefSeq, a predicted model, not a curated record